AACAAGUGAGGCAUUAACACACUCAAACUCCAAGCUGUUGCUGCUUAUGGUCAAAACCAAAACAAAAAAUAAAAAUUUUAUUAAAAUUAAAAUAAAUAAAAAACAGGAGCGAGCGUCAUUGUGUCAAAGGAAGCUCUCGAUUUUCCUACGAUCGGUACCUUUCUUUCAUGCACCGAUCAUUCUCAUUACAAAAUCCAAUUCUUCUAGGGUUCUGAUAAAUCCUCAAUCAUCAUUGUGUAUUGAAUUAGUUUCUGGUGAACUCUGUGAUCCAUGAAGAUGGAUUUAAGGUCCGGUUACAAGGGGGUUGUUGGGCUUGUUUUCGGCAACGAGAGUUCUUCAGAUGCAGAUAGCUAUGUUGAGCGGUUGCUUGACCGGAUAAGCAAUGGUAAACUAGCAGAUGAUAGAAGAAAUGCUAUUAUUGAGCUUCAGGCUGUUGUCUCCGAAAAUCAGGCUUCCCAGUUAGCAUUUGGCGCCAUGGGCUUUCCUGUAAAGCUUAGCGUCUUAAAGGAAGAGCAUGAAGAUGUUGAAAUGGUUCGUGGUGCCCUGGAAACUCUAGUAAGUGCACUGACUCCCAUUAAUCAUGGAAAAGGGUCAAGUAAUGAAGUUCAGCCAGCCUUGAUGAACACUGAUUUACUUUCUAGAGAAGCAGACAGUAUCUCUCUCCUUCUAAGUCUGUUGGAAGAAGAUGAUUUCUAUGUGCGGUACUAUACUUUGCAACUGCUGACUGCCCUUCUCACUAAUUCUCCACAGAGGUUGCAGGAAGCUAUAUUGACCAUCCCUCGUGGAAUAACACGGCUAAUGGAUAUGCUCAUGGAUCGCGAGGUAAUAAGGAACGAGGCCUUAUUGCUUCUUACUCACUUGACGCGUGAAGCUGAGGAGAUUCAAAAGAUUGUCGUCUUUGAAGGUGCAUUUGAGAAGAUUUUCAGUAUCAUAAGAGAGGAGGGAAAUUCAGAUGGUGGAGUUGUUGUACAGGUGAUAUAUAGCUUAUAUAAAAACUCCGAUGGGCAAUCAAUGCUGGCUUCUACUCUAAUUCCACAGCCAUAUUCCAUGAGUCAUGCAACCCUUGAAGAAGAUAUCAAUAUGUCUUUUGGAAGCAUGCUAUUACAUGGUCUCACUUUGGGUGAAAACAGUGGUGAUCUUGAGAUUUGUUGCAGAGCUGCAAGUGUUCUAUCUCAUAUAUUGAAGGACAAUCUCCCUUGCAAGGAAAGGGUUUUACGAAUUGAAAUAGAGCCACCCAUGCAAUCUUUAGGAGCUCCAGAGCCACUACUGCAUCGAAUGGUGAAAUAUUCUGCCCUUGCUUCUUCCAUGAAAGGCAAAGAUGGAAAGUCUAGUACAUCAGAAAACUCUUAUACAGAAGUCAUUAUCUUGAAAUUACUGAUUACCUGGCUAGCAGACUGUCCAAGUGCAGUACAGUGCUUCCUAGAUGCUCGCCCCCACCUAACUUAUCUUCUUGAGCUCGUAUCAAAUUUGUCAGAAACAGUGUGUAUAAGGGGAUUUGCAACAGUGGUCUUGGGUGAAUGUGUUAUCUAUAAUAAAUCCACUGAUAACGGAAAAGAUGCAUAUGCCAUUGUUGAUGCAAUAAGUCAGAAAGUUGGGCUCAGUUCAUACUUCCUAAAAUUUGACGAGAUGAAGAAGAGCUUUGCUUUUGCCAGUGUGGAAUCAUCUAUGACCCGUAAAUCAUUCGCUAGAUCUUCAGCAGCCAGCAUGGCAGAUAUUGAAGAUGUAGAUGAAAAUGAUUUGUCUGAAAAGAAAUCUCCUGAUCAUCCAAUUCUUUCUUCUGUCUUGGAUUCUUACUUUGUGAAUUUUGUCAAAAAACUGGAGGCAGAUAUUAGAGAGCAGAUUGUGGAUGUUUAUAGCCAACCAAAAAUCAAGGUGGCGGUAGUUCCAGCAGAAUUAGAGCAGAAAAGUGGGGAAAGUGACGGCGAGUAUGUAAAGAGGCUGAAAACUUUUGUUGAGAAGCAGUGCUCUGAGAUACAGGAUCUCCUUGUUCGAAAUGCCACUUUGGCUGAGGAUCUGGCUAAGACUAGUGGAGGUAGCAGAAGUUUAGAGUCUGACCAAAGAGUAAGUGGGGCCUCAGAAAGAGUCCAAAUGGAGAAACUCCGGAGAGAACUCCAAGAAGCAUCUCAAAGGUUGGUGAACCUUCAGGCAGAAAAGGCUAAAGUUGAAUCAGAGGCAGAAAUGUACCGGAAUUUAGCCGGAAAGACAGAAGCUGAUCUAAGGAGUCUAUCCGACGCCUACAAUAGUCUUGAGCAAUCCAACAUUCAAAUGGAGAAUGAGUUGAAAGCACUUAGGAAAGGAGGGCCCUCAACAUUCCCAGAUGUGGAAGCAAUAAAAGCCGAAGCAAGGGAAGAAGCUCAGAAGGAGAGUGAGGGAGAGCUGAAUGAUCUGCUUGUAUGCCUUGGCCAAGAACAAAGCAAGGUGGAAAGACUUACUGCUAGAUUGCUCGAGUUGGGGGAGGAUGUUGAUAAACUACUUGAAGGCAUUGGCGACGAGGCAGGGGCCGGUGAAGAAGACGAAGAUGAUGAUGAUGAUGAUGAUGAUGCCGAAUAAUAUAUUUCAACUACGCCCUGCUAGCUUCGUGUUACACAUUUCAUGUUGAAUUGUACAGUCUAACACAAUUUGUUGAGAAUGGAGCAGAAGAUAUAUUCCAUGGUUGAAUCUGUUAUGAUUUCUUCAGGACCCUGUUUCUUGCUGGUGUUUUUGCAAUAUCAUUCUCUUUAUUUCUCCCUUUUUAGUAUUGGCGAAUCAAAUUUGGAGAAAUAAUUUAAAGUUCAGUAUUUGUAUUCUGUUGAUAUUUUAGAUGAGGACUCUCUUGUUAUUGUAUAUCUAUGAAAAUUAUGUUAUUUAUUAUUUAGUCGUUUCUCCAGCCUUUCUUUUU
Molecule: messenger RNA, 2878 nt
Organism: Arachis ipaensis
Lineage: Eukaryota; Viridiplantae; Streptophyta; Magnoliopsida; Fabales; Fabaceae
Source: RefSeq, a predicted model, not a curated record